Penaeus chinensis is the source of this 890-nucleotide messenger RNA. RefSeq lists its product as uncharacterized. The transcript has 3 exons. Bases 149 to 787 code for a protein of 212 amino acids. Lineage: Eukaryota; Metazoa; Arthropoda; Malacostraca; Decapoda; Penaeidae. The record is from RefSeq and is a predicted model, not a curated record.
CGCGCUGGUUGUCGCUCCUGGACGCUCCCUGUGAGACUCGGGUUGUGUUUUCAAGGAGAGAGAGAGAGACAAGAUUUAUUUUUCCUACUGGAGAGUCGCUGUUUACCGUUCGUUCUCUUGAAUUCACGCUCGCGGGAAGACGACGGCGAUGUGGGUGAACGCCAAAGGGAUAGUGUUGGUGGCGGUCGUGGCGGCGCUGUGCCAGGCUCGGGAGGCCUCUCCUCGCCGCGUCUCCGAAGGCAUCGAGAGGAGGAUCGGGUCUUCCUCCUCCUCCUCCUCCUCCUCGGAAUCGACCGCUCCUGAGAUCACCCUCGACUCGGCGUCCAUGUUCGGUGUUUCCAACUUGGCCAAGCUUAUUUCCAGCGCCCUCAAGGACAAGGAAGCGGCCAACGACAAAGACAACGGAAGCUCUGGAGAGGUUCGUCCACGAAACGACCUCCUCCUUCUUUCUAGUUCGUUCCCACCGCUUCUUCGACCUCCUCCUCCCCUCGACCUCCUCCUCCACCUCGACGACCGAGAGGGACUCCACACCCAUCCUAGCAGACUCACCCUCGGCCGAGGAGGACAGGCGCGUGACGGAGAAGGGCGAGGAGACGACGGACCCAGACAAGAGCCUGCAGGAGCUCCUGAUGGCUCUCGCAAGCAACCAAAAGAAGGCAGAGGGAGACGGAGAAGGAGAGGAAGAGGACGACAAGAACAAGACGACGGGCGUGAAAUUCGUUCCGGCAACAGCUGGCCAGUUCGGCGAAUUGGGCACAGGGUCCAAGCUGAUGGAGUACCUGCCUGACCUCUCCCAGUACAGCAUCGAGACCGGCAACUACGGGGCCCUCGCUGGUGCCGGCGCUGUGGCCCUCAUGGCACUUGGGGCCGUCUUCGCUGUUCCUGCGGCG